ACUAAAAUUAAAUAUUUUGAACCUAAACAUAUUAAGUUCAUUUACAGAUUAAGACUAGGAGUUUUCUUCAAUCAACGCUACUUUCAUACAAUAAUUUCACUAUUUUGUUUUCUAUAAGUGGGAGCUGCCGAAAAAUUGUAAUAUACAUUAAAUAACGUACAUAAUACAUUAAAGAAAAUAAAACUAUUCAACACUACUUCAAUUGUGUCAUAUUUAAUUCCUAACCAAAAACCAAACAGGUAAGAAAAAGGUGAAUACCAUGGCAUCUACUUCUACUCAAGAUACUUCUGAACCAUGUUUUAUAAUUAGGACCAAUACUGACAAGUUCUUUGAAAUCCUCCGUAAUGCUAGAGACUUAGAAAGGCAGAAUAAAAUAAAUUUAGCAUUAUUAGAAUAUGAGAAAUGUUUGACUACUAUUGAUGAUGUUUUAAUGGUUUCUUUACCUCGUUCAACUAACCCAAAUUCUGAAUGGAUUGCAGCAGAUAACACUCGACAAUACUUGAAAGCAGAAAAAAAAGAAAUUUUAAAUAAAAUUGUUGAAUUGCAAAAAGACAACGGUUCUACAAUGUAUGUUGAUAGGCCAAUACAGAGUCCACCCUCAUAUCAAGAAACUAUUUGUUCUGAUGAAAAACGUUCAAAUGCAUCAGAUCAUGAUAAUGACACUAAUAUGCCAGAAAUUUUAAUUUCUUACAAUCAAUUAAAUUCUAUGUUAAGUGAUUUACAAAGAGACUUAGAAAAAAAUUCUUCAACUACCUUGCUUUUUAGUUGUUCUGACUCUCAAAUUUUUUUCAUUCCAAUUGAUGGUCAAGUUUCUUCUCCCUUAGAAAAAUCUACAGUUAAAAUCAUCAUGCUUGAAGGUAUUAAUGAAAAUAUCCCGGCUCGAUAUUUUCUUUGUGUUGAUGAUAUAUAUUACCCAUUAGUUCAAAAUGUUUCUCCAUGUCUUCGAACCAAUUAUGGAGCAUUUGUAUUUCCUGAUAUUCAAACCAGCAACACAUCUAUUGGUGUUCUAGUUCCCUCUGAGCAUCUAGAUCAGUUAACAGAUAUUUUGGAAGAUAUUCUACAAAAGUCAUUAAGAACAGACUCUGCUCGUGAGCAAGGGCGUAAAAUAUCUGCCCAUAUUGUUAAAGGGGCAACUUUUUUUUCAAAUAGUCUAGUUAAAGGAGCUGAAAAAACCUCAGAAUUUAUAAAUAAUUCUACACCUGGGUUAUUAAAUUACAUUACACCUGCUCAACAUGAAAAAUGUGUAAAUCAAAAAGUAGAAAAAGGAAUUAAAACUGCUAAAAGUGUAACUGCUACAGCUGCAAGUGUAACAUGUUUUUUUGCUGAGAAAAUAGGAUCAGCUUCAUAUGAGCUAGGAAAGUAUUUAGCACCUCAUAUACAAAAAGGAGGUACAAAAAUUUUAAGUGGAGUAACUGGUAUGAACUCAAAUGAUGCAUCAAGACAAGUAUCAAAUGCAUUAGACAUUGCAGCUGGUACAAUUGAAGGAUUUGGGAUUGUUUAUGAUGGAUUAGAAAAAUCAGGAAUUUUACUGGGUAGCAGUAUUAAAAAUAAUACAGUUUUAAUAGUUCGUCAUAAAUAUGGACAUAAUAUCGGAGUUGUUACUGAAGACACAUUUGAUACUGUUGGACAUGGAAUAUGGCUCACAAAAAAUAUUAAAGAUUUAAAGCCAAAGAAUAUUGUCAAAAAUACUGCAAAACAAACUGGUCGCGCUCUUGUUGUUCCAGAAAAUGAUUAAUAGUCAUUAAUAAUGAAAUUUGACCAUGUAAUCAAAUCAUAUUUAAUAGGCUAUUAUAAAUUCCAUUUUCUAAUAUUUAAAUAAAUUGAAUAAUGUUAAAUUUAAUUUUUUUAAUUAUUUUUAUCUGUAUCUUAAAUAGAAAAAUUGAAAAAUUUAAUAAUAUUAUCAUUGUUUUUAUUUUUAUACGUAGUUAUACAUUUUAUUAUUGGUGUAAAGUUUUUAUUUUGAUAAAAGGUGUUUUAUUGUAAAUUUAUUGAUUAUUUUUGUAUUAGAGAAAAUUCAAUGAAUUAUAUUACCAAAAAUAUUUAUAUAUGAAAUAUCUAUAUCAAUACAUUACAUAGAUAGUUGUAUCCACUGGCAUGAUCAAAAUGUGAAAAAUUUGCACAAAAAUUGUAGUAUAAUAUUUUAUUUACAUUGA
Messenger RNA from Daktulosphaira vitifoliae (grape phylloxera), 2153 nucleotides. Its product is annotated as protein spartin. Lineage: Eukaryota; Metazoa; Arthropoda; Insecta; Hemiptera; Phylloxeridae. Bases 260 to 1735 code for a protein of 491 amino acids. Gene Ontology annotation, cellular component: plasma membrane. The transcript is spliced from 7 exons. The record is from RefSeq and is a predicted model, not a curated record. Gene Ontology annotation, biological process: cell division; negative regulation of BMP signaling pathway.